Messenger RNA from Panicum virgatum (switchgrass), 444 nucleotides. RefSeq lists its product as uncharacterized. The record is from RefSeq and is a predicted model, not a curated record. Lineage: Eukaryota; Viridiplantae; Streptophyta; Magnoliopsida; Poales; Poaceae. The transcript has a single exon. Bases 1 to 444 code for a protein of 147 amino acids.
AUGGGCUGGCCGGCCGGCGGGGUAGCGCAGGCGGGCCCACACGUAGGGGCCAGUGCACCCGCAGCCGCGCAGGGGCGCGCGUGGGGCAGCCCAAGGCGGAGCAAGGCGGCGGCGUUGGCGUGGCUGCAGCAGCUUGCGGCGGCGGCGGCGGUCUGGGCCGUUCCGGCUGCAGCAGAGCAAGGCGACGGGGAGGCGGGGCGGCGCGACGGCAAGGGAGGCCAAGCGGCCCUGGGGCGCACGGCGGCGCUGCGGGAGCUCGCGCAGGGCGGCCCCGCGGCAUGUGCCGGCGGUGAGCAGGGCCUCCGCGGCGGCGCGGCGGCGCCCCGACGGCGGCAAGGCCGGAAUCGAAAGGGGAACGGCUCGGGGAGCAAGCGGAGGUUGCUGGGAAUCUCACCGGGGGCUCGUUUUGGGCGGGGAAGGGCCGGAGGUGGGAGCUCGGUGUAG